UUAGUUUAAAUGAAGAAGAUCGCACAAUUUUGAAGCCAACACCAAACGACGCGCACCCGUCUCGGUUAAGGCUGGCACUAGUGCGUCAUGAGUCAAUGCGUUUCAGACCUCCUCCCUCCAAAACCUUACACUUCUUCCACCGAAAGCAGAGCCUCUCUACUAUUCCGUCCGAGUCGGUCUGCCAAGAUGGAGCAUCUGAGUCCCAUUACACCCCUCUCUUGCAGAUAUGUCUACAGCAAUGCAAGUAUAUUAAGACCCAUAAGGUGUUCGACGAAAUGCCUGACAGGCUGCUGGCUCGUGCUUCCAGGACCUGCAAGGCUGUCCACGCCCGCAGCUUGACAUUUGGGAUUUCAUCCAAAGGGCUUCUGGGAAAUGCCAUUCUGGGUUUUUAUGCCAAGUGCGGUAAUGGAUUUGCCAAGAAGGCAUUUGACUGCCUUGAAAACAAGGAUGUGUUUGCUUGGAACUCAGUUUUGUCAAUGUAUUCGAGUAAGGGAUUGCUGAAACAGGUUGUUAAGUCAUUUGGAUCGAUGUGGAAUGGCAGGGUUAUGCCGAACGAGUUCACUUUCGCAAUGGUUUUGUCUGGUUGUGCAAGAUUGGCUGGUGUUGAAUAUGGUAGGCAAGUUCAUUGUGGUGUUAUUAAGACGGGGUUUGAGUCGAGUUCAUUUUGUGAAGGUGCACUCAUUGAUAUGUAUGCCAAGUGCAAUUGUAUAAGUGAUGCACGGCGGGUAUUUGAUGGCGUGUUGAAGUUGGAUACAGUUGCUUGGACAACAAUGAUCUCAGGGUAUGCUCAAGCUGGAUUGCUCGAGGAGGCACUUAAAGUGUUUAUGGAGAUGCAAAGAGUAGGUGGUUUUCUGGACCAGGUGGGAUUCGUGACUGUCAUAAAUGCAUGCGUUGGUCUAGGAAGGCUAGAUGACGCAUGUGAGUUGUUUUCCCGGAUGCCCAGUCCUAAUGUUGUAGCAUGGAAUGUGAUGAUUUCUGGGCAUGCCAAGAGAGGCAAUGAGGAGAAAGCUGUUAACUUUUUCUUGAGGAUGAGGAAAUCUGGCGAAAAACCGACAAGAUCCACGCUAGGAAGUGUUUUGAGCGCAAUUGCUAGUUUAGCUGCUCUAGACUAUGGCUUGCUAGUUCACAAUAUGGCAGUAAAACUGGGGUUAGAUUCUAACGUUUAUGUGGGAAGUUCUUUAAUCAAUAUGUAUGCCAAGUGUGAAAAGAUGGAUUCGUCAAAGAAAAUAUUUGAUUAUCUACCAGAGAAAAAUGUUGUCUUGUGGAAUGCGAUGCUUGGGGGUUAUGCCCAAAAUGGGUAUGCCAGUGAAGUUAUAGAAUUGUUUACCAUUAUGAAGGGGUGUGGUCUUUGCCCUGAUGAAUUUACCUACACUAGCAUUCUUAGCGCAUGCUCUAGCUUGGAAUAUCUAAACAUGGGUUGUCAGUUGCAUUCACAUAUCAUCAAGAAUAAACUUGCAUCAAAUUUAUACGUGGGAAAUGCAUUGGUUGAUAUGUAUGCUAAAUCAGGGGAUCUGAAGGAAGCAAGGAAACAAUUUGAGCUUAUAAGAAAUCGAGACAAUAUAUCAUGGAAUGCAAUUAUUGUUGGAUACGUACAGGAAGAAGAUGAAGACGAGGCUUUUAAUAUGUUCCGAAGAAUGAAAUUGCAUGGAAUUGUGCCUGAUGAAGUCUCCUUGGCAAGUAUACUAAGUGCGUGUGCAAAUGUUCAAGCACUAAAGAUGGGACAACAAGUCCACGGUCUCUCAGUUAAAAAUGGGCUGGAAACAAGCCUCUAUUCUGGGAGCUCCCUUAUUGACAUGUAUUCUAAAUGUGGGGUCAUCGGCAAUGCACGUAAAGCUCUCUGUUAUAUGCCCCACUGGAGCGUGGUCUCUGUGAAUGCUCUAAUUGCUGGUUUUGGCUAUAGCAACUUGGCAGAAGCCAUUAAUUUGCUUCAUGAGAUGCAGGAGAUAGGAUUGAACCCAACUGAAAUUACUUUUUCAGUCCUUCUAGAUGCAUGUAGUGGACCUCUCAUGUUAACUCUGGGAAGGCAAAUCCACUGCAUAGUACUAAAGAAAGGCCUUUUGUGUGAUGUUGACUUCUUGGGUGUCUCUCUCCUAGGCAUGUACAUGAACUCCCAAAGCAAAGUAGAUGCAACAAUUCUUUUCUCGGAGUUCCCAAAGCCAAAAAGCAAAGUAUUAUGGACCUCUAUGAUCUCAGGACUCAGUCAAAAUGAUUGCAGUGAGGAGGCGCUACAGUUGUAUCGAGAGAUGCAUAGCAAUAAUGCCCUACCUGACCAAGCAACAUUUGCUAGUGUUCUUCGAGCAUGUGCUGUCAUUUCUUCUUUGAAAAAUGGUAGAGAGAUCCAUUCCCUCAUUUUUCAUACCGGUUUUGAUCUGGACGAGUUAACUUGUAGUGCCCUCGUAGACAUGUAUGCUAAAUGUGGGGAUGUGGGUAGUUCUGUGCAUGUUUUUAAAGAAAUGGGUACUAAAAAUAGUGUCAUUUCUUGGAACUCAAUGAUAGUUGGGUUUGCUAAAAAUGGUUAUGCAGAAGAUGCAUUGAAAAUCUUUGAUGAGAUGAGACACUUUCAUAUUUUGCCUGACGAUGUCACAUUCCUUGGCGUUCUCACUGCAUGUAGUCAUGCAGGGAAGGUAGCUGAAGGCCGACAAAUGUAUGAUUCUAUGGUUAAUAAGUAUAGUAUCCAACCCAGGGUCGAUCAUGUUGCCUGCAUGGUUGAUCUUCUAGGCCGGUGGGGAUUUCUUAAAGAAGCAGAGGAGUUUGUUGACAGACUAGAUUCUGACCCAAAUGCUAUGAUUUGGGCCACAUUACUUGGUGCUUGCAGAUUACAUGGAGAUUACAUAAGGGGACAGCGUGCGGCUGAGAAACUCAUUGAGUUAGAACCACAAAAUUCUUCAACAUAUGUGCUGCUUUCUAAUAUACAUGCUGCAUCAGGAAACUGGGAUGAGGCUAGCUCUUUGAGGAGAGAAAUGAAAGAAAAGAAAUUGACAAAGGUUCCUGGUUGUAGUUGGAUUGUAGUGGGACAGACAACAAGUUUGUUUGUUGCUGGGGAUAAGUCUCAUCCAAAUGCUGGUGAAAUCAUUGCGGCUUUAAAGUAUUUGACAGCAGUAAUGAAAGAAGAGGGCUAUGUUGAUGAGACAGAUUAUUUCUUCAAUGAAGAAUAGUGAGAGAAGCUCCUAUCCCUAUGGUAUUGAGGCCAAUUGCAUAUUGUAACACUAUGCAUGAACAUCCCAAGGCCUCUCCCUCUGCAAGACUGAAACCCGAAUGAAUAUCCCAGUAGUAUUCUUCAACUUCGUGGGAGAGAUGUUAACCAGGGUCAGACGUCAUGCAGGGUAUGUUGAUGCCAAUGUCAGUUCCUGGAGGAACUUUGAUUUACUAUUUUGUUGAAGCCAAAACAUACACCGACAAGGAAGCCCCUUGCACUUUGUCUUGAACAUAUACUGGCAAGGGAGCCCCUCACUUUGUCUCUUUGGUCGUUGGUUCCUUUUGGUCCUCUUCAACGGAAUCCAGUGAACAUAUCUUGUAAUAGCUGGAUGUGGAGGUGGAGGAUGUGGGAUUUCUCUUGCCAAGGCAUGGUGGGACAAAAAGCUUAUAAAAACAGAAGAAAUUAUUCUGUCCUUUGAUGACGAGUUGAAGAUUCUCCAAGGACAUUCUCUUUAAAGUGAGACUUUUCAAAUGGACUGCCACCUCAUGUUUUUAUCGCAUUGUUUUAUAAUGUUACCUCUAUGAUAGGAUGAGAAGUUAUUACCUACUUUAACUAUCUCGGGUCAAGCUGUAAAUUUUAGAAAACCAUAAAUGGGGUUCAUAACAGAUUGGACACAAUGCAAUAUUACAAAUUUCAUAUAACCAGAUACAGUCAAUCAUUCGAAA
Malus domestica (apple) is the source of this 3861-nucleotide messenger RNA. Its product is annotated as pentatricopeptide repeat-containing protein At3g09040, mitochondrial. NCBI's taxonomy places the organism in Eukaryota, Viridiplantae, Streptophyta, Magnoliopsida, Rosales, Rosaceae. Gene Ontology annotation, molecular function: protein binding. The record is from RefSeq and is a predicted model, not a curated record.